UUGCCUCCCCCCCAAAAAAGAGCAGCGCCCAAGCGUUUGAUUGGUUUAUAAUUUGUCCGAACGAACGCCCAUUUCGAAGAGAUCUCUAUUCAGAUUGGUGGUUUGUCAGACUCUAUUAAAACUCUCUGACGGGAUUGGUUUGGGAAAACGUCAGUCGCCUUUCAACGACACGCCAGUGGAUGUUCGAUCUUUUUUUCUGUUUUCUUCAGAUUGAAGAAACCCAGUAAUAGAUACAGAUGAAAGCCAAGGACUUCUACAAUUUAAAGUGAAAUUAUGUUUUUACCCAUCGGGCAGAAAAGUUUUACUCAUUGGAUUAACUUGUAUCCAUCCUAUUAGUAUUUAUACGCCAGCCAUCAGCCCAGCCUGCAGGGGGCACCGUGCAGGGGACAUGCUGAACUCCCCCCACACCCUCACUGUCAGUGCCUGUGCCUGGGUCAGCAGCUUGUGCCGGCUUGGAGAGAUUGGGACGAGUGACACCUUGGAGAUCCCAGAAGCCAUGUCGGUGAGCGUCCACGAGAACCGCAAGUCCCGGACCAGCACAGGGUCCAUGAACAUCUCCCUGUUCCACAAGCCCUCGCACCCGGACAGCGUCCUGACCCACCUCAACACGCUCCGCAAGCAGUGCAUGUUCACGGACGUGACGCUGUGGGCGGGGGAGCGCUCCUUCCCCUGCCACCGCGCCGUGCUGGCCGCCUGCAGCCGCUACUUCGAGGCCAUGUUCAGCGGCGGCUUGCGGGAAAGCGUGGACAGCGACGUAAACUUCCGGGACAGCGUCCACCCGGAAGUGCUGGAGCUGCUGCUGGACUUUGCCUACUCGUCGCGCAUCAUCAUCAACGAGGAGAACGCAGAGUCUCUCCUGGAGGCCGGGGACAUGCUGCAGUUCCACGACAUCCGCGACGCGGCGGCCGAGUUCCUGGAGAAGAACCUGCACUCCUCCAACUGCCUGGGCAUGAUGCUGCUGUCGGACGCCCACCAGUGCAAGCGCCUCUACGAGCUCUCCUGGAGGAUGUGCCUGGUGCACUUCGAGGCGGUGCGCCACACCGAGGACUUCCACGGUCUCUCCAAGGACAAGCUGCUGGAGCUCAUCCUCAGCGACGAGCUGGAGAUCGAGGACGAGCAGAUCGUGUUCGACGCCGUGAUGCGCUGGGUUCGCUACGACCUGGAGGCCCGCAGGGACCACCUCCCAGCCCUGCUGAGAGGGAUCCGCCUGGCGCUGCUGCCCUCGGACUGCCUCAUCGACGCCGUGGCUCGUGAGGAGCUGGUCAUGUCAGAUAAGAGGAGCCGGAAGAUCGUGGAAGAGGCCGUGCAGUGCAAGAAGAAGAUCCUGCAGAACGACGGCGUGGUCACCAGCCCCUGCGCCCGGCCACGCAAGGCGGGACACACCCUGCUCAUCCUGGGAGGCCAGACCUUCAUGUGUGACAAGAUCUACCAGGUGGACCACAAGGCCAAGGAGAUCAUCCCCAAGUCGGACCUGCCGAGCCCCAGGAAGGAGUUCAGCGCCUGUGCCAUUGGCUGCAAGGUCUACGUGACGGGGGGGCGGGGCUCGGAGAACGGCGUCUCUAAAGACGUGUGGAUAUACGACACGGUGCACGAGGAGUGGUCCAAAGGGGCGCCCAUGUUGAUCGCGCGGUUUGGCCACGGGUCGGCGGAGCUGGAGAACUGUCUGUACGUGGUGGGAGGUCACACGGCCAUCGCCGGCGUGUUCCCCGCCUCGCCCUCCGUCUCGCUCAAGCAGGUGGAGCGCUACGACCCCCUCACCAACAAGUGGACCAUGAUGGCGCCGCUGCGGGACGGCGUGAGCAACGCGGCGGUGGUCAGCGCCAAGCUGAAGCUCUUUGUGUUCGGGGGAACGACCAUCCACAGGGACAAAGCGUCCAAGGUGCAGUGUUACGACCCUCUGGACAACCGCUGGGCCAUCGCGGCCGAGUGCCCCCAGCCCUGGCGCUACACGGCCGCAGCCGUGCUCGGCAGCCAGAUCUUCAUCAUGGGCGGCGACACCGAGUUCACCGCCGCCUCGGCGUACCGCUACGACUGCGAGACCAACCAGUGGACAAGGGUGGGGGACAUGACCUCCAAGAGGAUGAGCUGCCACGCCGUGGCGUCCGGGAACAAGCUGUACGUGGUGGGGGGCUACUUUGGGACGCAGCGCUGCAAGACGCUGGACUGCUACGACCCGUCGGACUCCUGGAACAGCAUCACCACCGUGCCUUACUCUCUCAUCCCCACGGCCUUCGUCAGCACCUGGAAACACCUGCCUGCCUAGCACAGACCAGGAGGC
Molecule: messenger RNA, 2278 nt
Organism: Osmerus eperlanus (European smelt)
Lineage: Eukaryota; Metazoa; Chordata; Actinopteri; Osmeriformes; Osmeridae
Gene: enc2
Product: ectodermal-neural cortex 2
Molecular function (GO): protein binding
Source: RefSeq, a predicted model, not a curated record